This is a messenger RNA of Passer montanus (Eurasian tree sparrow), 3159 nucleotides long. It is a transcript of the gene FAABTP, whose product is annotated as transmembrane protein 19. Lineage: Eukaryota; Metazoa; Chordata; Aves; Passeriformes; Passeridae. Gene Ontology annotation, cellular component: membrane. The record is from RefSeq and is a predicted model, not a curated record. The transcript has 8 exons. The coding region runs from base 579 to 1589 and encodes 336 amino acids.
GAUUCCUUUCACAGAUGACGAAGGUGCUUCCAAACACACUCCCCGCCCCCAGCUUGUCAAAACUUUUUUUUCAGAGAUUAAAACUUUAGUGCUAUCUUAGAGUGUUGUGAACAGUGACAGGAUGUUUUGGGACUUCAGUACCAAUUUCUGACACUGGGUGGAUCUCUGAAGUCAGGAGAAUAAGAAAAUAAAUCUUUAAUUGACACUUUUGGCAUGAGAAGAGUGGCUUGGGCUCCGCCCUGUUUGUUCAUGUCUUGACUUCUCCAUUUUUAAUCUGCUUCAGAACGGAAUGGUUUCCUGUGGCAUCAUUUUACUGUAGUUGACUGAAAGAAUAGGAAUAAUUUAUCACAGCAAAGCAGCAGAAUAGGUAGUGCAAUAUUCUUUCUGAUGAGAAACUUCAGUUGCUGAAAACACUGGGAAUCUGCAGCUCUUUUCAUAGGACUUAAACGCAUCUUACUUUUGAAAUACUUUUCCUGCACCAGCUCUGCUGAAUCUGGACCGAAGAGAAAAAGAGACUGCACUGGCAGUGCUUUGCAUCCUAUACAUUUAGGUAAAAGGUGUUGUCCUUCUUGAUUCCCAUGUCCUAUUACCAGGAGGAUUUCUUCAGAGAAUACCUCAAGAUGAUGGCGAAUAUGGUCAUCCUGAACUUGCUCAUUUGUAUUUCGCUGGUGUUCUGGAUCGUGUCCAUGACUGCAAGUACGUACUACGGUACUUUACGACCCAUUUCUCCAUGGCGCUGGCUUUUCUCAGUCUUGGUUCCACUAAUUAUUGCUACACAGGGUUUUAAGAAGAAGAGUCUUGAUCACAGUGGUGCUUUGGGAGGACUAGUGGUUGGAUUUAUCCUUACAGUCGCAAAUUACAGUUUCUUCUCUUCUUUGUUUGUAUUUUUUGUUACUUCUUCAAAACUUACUAAGUGGAGAAAAGAUAUAAAGAAGCAAAUAGAUUCAGAAUACAAAGAAGGUGGCCAGAGGAAUUGGGUUCAGGUAGUCUGUAAUGGUGGUGUUCCUACUGAGCUGGCUCUCUUAUAUAUGAUAGAAAAUGGACCGGGUGAAAUUCCUAUUGACUUUUCAAAGGAGUACACAGCAUCAUGGAUGUGCUUAUCCCUUUUGGGAGCUUUGGCAUGCUCUGCUGGUGAUACAUGGGCUUCAGAGAUUGGUAGUGUUAUGAGUAAAGGCAAACCAAGAUUGAUAACAACCUGGGAACAGGUUCCAGUCGGUACUAAUGGAGCAGUUAGUUUAGUGGGCCUGAUCUCAAGUUUGCUUGGAGGCAUGACAGUAGGUAUAGCCUACUUUAUAACUCAGCUCAUUUUUGUGACUGAUCUGGAAAUAUCUGCUCCGCAAUGGCCCAUUAUAGUGUUUGCUGCAGCAGCUGGCCUACUGGGAUCAAUUGUCGAUUCGUAUUUGGGAGCUACGAUGCAAUACAGUGGUUUUGACCAGACAAUUGGCAUGGUUGUUAACCACCAGACGAAAGACUCCAAGCACAUAUCUGGAAAACCUAUAUUAGACAACAACACCGUAAAUCUUUUUUCUUCUGUCAUCAUUGCUCUGGUGCUUCCAGGCACAGCAUGGUUUUUCUGGCCAAGGGGUUGAAAUAGUUUGAGGUUUUCUGCAUGCGAAUCAUUUAUGUUCAGUCUUGCUCAGAGACUCCAAAGAGUUCCAGUUGAACUCUCUUUAAGAGAUGGAUCUGAAACAUUCAGAGAGCCGAAGAACUUUCCAUCUCAACUUGUUAAGGCUGUAAGCCUCAUGUGACAAUCAGCGUCUCUCAGGAAGGUGCUUUGUCAAUAAUGCUCUUGCUGCUCCUCAGGUGGAUGUAGGUCAUUGCCAAGUGAGGUGAAGCACUUGAUUCAUUUGUCCUCCAUUUAUGGAGCUGAAGUGUUGGUGUCUAUUCUCUCCAGUUCCCAGCAUCUGGAAAGGCACAAAGCUGGAAAUAGAAGUCUAGUGCACAUCAAUCAGUGUGAUGGAGCCUUGUGGCUAUUACCCAAGUUAGACACAAAAUACACUGCAGCUUUAUAUAGAUAGGCAAUGGUAACAUUGGUGAAGUGGGUGAAUUCUGGUAUUUCUCAUUAUCUACAGUUUGUAAGGUCUUUUGGAAGUAUUUGGGCAGGGAAGAAAGAAUUCAACCUUACUGCCUAUUCUCUAUCCUGAUACUAUCACUUCCCUGAGAAUAGGUUUUAUAAAAAUGAUCCAUACAUAACAUUGGAAACAAAAAUCUAAAUUUAAAGUAGAAAGUUUAAGCUGUUCCAGUAAGAAUAAUAAAUUUUCUGUGCUUUUUUGACAUCUUUAUUUCAAAAGUAAUGAUAUUUAUGAAGAUUUGUCAGUACUGUGGUACUUAUCAAAUACUUUAAAAUUAAAGAUGACAGUUGUGGAUUCACAGUCGUCUUUUUAGAAAGAUAACUUUUUUCCUAUAAAUAUAGAAUUGUUCCUUUGUGUUUGGCAUUCUAACCAAACUAUACUCCUUGAUUAUUUCUCAGCAGUGGAAAUGUUUCCCAUUUUGUUUGGGCCUUCUAUUUAGAGAUGAUGGCCUCGGCCAAAGAAGCUACAGAUGUUAUCCUUGAUGCAAAUGGGGGAAGUCACACAUAUAAACCAUUUAAAAAUAGAAAUUUAAUUUUUGAUGCCCAGUGUUAGGUAAUUCUGUCUUCUGUCAUUCAUUUAUAAAAGUUGUGGAAGUAAUGUAGCCAGUACAGAUUGUAUUUAAAUUUAAGAGAUACCUUUUAACUUAUGAAAAGCUUUUCCUUUUUUGUUAGAGAUAGAUGAAUAUUUUGUAUGGAACAUCUGGGGUUUUUUACAAGUGUCUUGUGUAUAUUGCCUGUCUUAAUUCAAUUUACUUUUUUUAUUUUGUCACCUUUUAUGGGAAUAUUAAAAAACUUUAACACUUUCCAUACUGAGUUUACUCUUUAGAAAUCUAGUCUAUACAGACCUGGAAUUCAUCACUGGAACUACUUCACUGUAUUACCUAUUAGAAAGAUGAGAUCUCAAAGUAGUAAAAGCUUUUUGAAAAGAACAAAUUGUAUAGCUGCUCUGUUUCUGUUCCUGUGGAAGGGCACAAAAUUAUGGAAGUAAUAUAUGCACUUAAAAUGUAACAAUAAAGACUUUGGAAUUUUAUGCACUGUUUGGACUUAUGCUGCUUCUAAAUAAACACUGUAUUAGUUGUCUUCUAUGA